AUGAAGCCGGCGUUCGGUUUCUCCAUCGAGGAAAUACUUCGGGACACUUCUUCGAGAGACCCCAGAGACGGUGAGGACGAGACGGCAGACCUGGAGCCUACGUAUCGCUGCCCGUCCAUGGACAUUGCCGAACAGUUGCUGCUGCUGCCCCCGACGCCCUGUUACGGGAUGCCCCAGCCGUCCCCGCUCUCUGCCGGCCCCCCGCAGGCACACGGAGUGCCUUUCGCGGCUGCCUGCUGCGGAGGGUGCCUGUCGCUUCAGCUGCUCUCGUGGGGAGUCUGCCAGCCCUCCACCGUCGCCAGUCUGCCAACGCAGCCGGCACAGGCGGCAUUGCAGGCCAAGGCGGCGGCCGAGCGCUGCUUCUCGUGCGGCCAGUGCGGCAAGCGCUUCAAGCGCUCCUCCACGCUGUCCACCCAUCUGCUCAUCCACUCGGACACGAGGCCCUACCCGUGCCACUUCUGCGGCAAGCGCUUCCACCAGAAGUCCGACAUGAAGAAGCACACCUACAUACACACCGGUGAGAAGCCUCACAAGUGCGUGGUCUGCGGCAAGGCAUUCAGUCAAUCGUCCAACCUGAUCACGCACACGCGCAAGCACAGCGGAUUCAAGCCGUUCGCGUGCCGUGUCUGCGGCCGUGCCUUCCAGCGGAAAGUGGACCUGCGCCGGCACGCGGACUCGCAGCACUGCGGCCCACCGGCCCUGCAACUGUCGCCGCUCGCCGUUGCGCCGGCUCAUCGCAACGUACCGGUCGCCGCGUCGUCGGCAGCUGCCGCCGCAGCCGCCAGCGUCUGCAUGCCGUAGUAGAGCGCCCCCCGCCUGAGCACACAAGGCAUUGCCAACAAGAAGCUUUCCAAGACACCGUUAAAGCGAGACAGUUGUUUUCCAGGAAAUUAGUCGGAACAAGAGAUUUCUUCGGCUAAAG
Molecule: messenger RNA, 922 nt
Organism: Rhipicephalus sanguineus (brown dog tick)
Lineage: Eukaryota; Metazoa; Arthropoda; Arachnida; Ixodida; Ixodidae
Product: zinc finger protein 358
Exons: 4
Coding region: 1-801 (266 amino acids)
Cellular component (GO): nucleus
Source: RefSeq, a predicted model, not a curated record